This is a messenger RNA of Prosopis cineraria, 1153 nucleotides long. Its product is annotated as kinesin-like protein KIN-7H. Gene Ontology annotation, biological process: microtubule-based movement. Lineage: Eukaryota; Viridiplantae; Streptophyta; Magnoliopsida; Fabales; Fabaceae. Gene Ontology annotation, molecular function: microtubule binding; ATP binding; microtubule motor activity. The record is from RefSeq and is a predicted model, not a curated record.
ACUCGCGUUGAGAUACAGAGAUCGCCGAGAAGGAGGCUUUUCUUUGGCUUUCUCUCUUUUCGGGAAAAAUUUUACCAGCUGAAGGCCAAUAACUUUUAGAAUAUUCUAAAUAUGUGACAUGUGGUCCAGUUUUCAGCCGGGAAUUCGACUUUAAAAAGAAGAAAAGAAGGUGAAAAAUAGGUUCUAUUGGUAGAGAGGAGGCAAUGCAUGGCUUGACUGACAGUCAGGAGAGAAUUCUUGUUUCUAUUCGUCUACGGCCCCUGAAUAGCAAGAAACGAGUGAGAAAUGAUGUGUCGGAUUGGGGAUGCAUCAAUGAUACUACUCUCAUAUGCAGGAACAAGCUUUCGGUUUCCGACAGUCCCUACCCAACGGUAUAUACAUUCGACAGGGUAUUCAGACCCGACUGACCCACAAGUCAGGUGUACGAAGAAGGGGCAAAGAAAGUUGCUCUUUCUGUUGUUAGUGGCAUCAACUCAAGCGUCUUUGCAUAUGGACAAACAAGCAGCGGUAAGACAUUCACUAUAAGUGGUGUCACCGAGUGCACUGUGGCAGACAUUUAUGGCUACAUAAAACAGCACGAGGAAAGAAAAUUUGUUAUGAAGCUGUCAGCAAUUGAGAUCUAUAAUGAAUGUGUGAGGGACCUCCUUAGUUUAGACAGCACUCCACUCAGACUUCUUGAUGAUCCAGAGAGAGGAACAGUAGUGGAGAAGCUUACCGAGGAAACUUUGAGGGACUGGAACCAUUUUAUAGAACUUCUUUCUUUCUGUAGAACUCAAAGGCAGGCAGGGGAGACAUCCUUGAAUGAAGCAAGCUCUAGAUCUCACCAGAUACUCAACAAUUGAAAGUUCUGUCUAGGAAAUGACAAAUCAAGCUCUCUUGCUGCUUCUGUGAAUUUUAUUGAUCUUGGGGGAGUGAACGUGCAUCCUAGACAUUAUCAGCUGGCACAAGGUUAAAGGAGGGUUGCCACAUUAAUCGAAGUCUAUUAACUCUAGGAACUGUUGUCCGCAAACUCAGGAAGAAAUGGACACAUUCCUUACAGGGAUUCAAAGCUUGCCCGCAUACUGCAGUCCUCUUUAGGAGGCAAUGCAAGAACUGCAAUAAUCUGCACUAUCAGCCCUGCACGAAGCCCUCUUGAACAAACCAGAAACACCCU